AUGAGGAAAAGAACAAAGCUUUCAUCUAACGAAGAUCUUGUUGAAGAGAGAGAAGAGCUGAUGGUAUCUCUCUCUCAAAACAGAGUUUCUCUGCCCCCACACAUUCAAACCUCAAACACCAGAUCGAGAAAGAAAGAGGAGAAAAGGUUAAAACUUUCUUCUCCAGCAGUUGAAGAUCUUGUUGAAGAGAGAGAAGACUUCAUGGUGCUUCCUCCCUCUGGAAACAGUAGACCUAGUGAAAAAACCCAUCUUUUGAAACCCUGUUUCACCACCUCCACUGAAGCUAAUAAGCUUCCUCGUCAAAGCCUAAAGGCUCUGUCUUUGAGCGUUUCCUUCAAUGGGUGGAGGUCUCCGAACGUAAAGUUCAAGUCUUGGGCUACAAAAAUGUUAUCUUUGCACGAACCCACUUGGAAAAAAGCUGGGAUUCUCCAAGCAGUUGCUGUAUCCACUAUCAAAAUCAUCAAAGACUCCAAUCUAGUCAUGGGUGUUGCUGAGAGAUGGUGUCCUGACACCAAAACCUUCCUCUUCCCUUGGGGUGAAGCAACGGUAACAUUAGAGGAUGUCAUGGUUCUUCUAGGGUUCUCUGUUUUGGGUUCCUCUGUUUUCGCUCCUCUGGAUGGCUCAGGAGAGGAGACUGUGAGGGAACUGAAGAAAGAAUGGGUCAAGAUUAAGAAAGAUAACAAUGUCAGUUUCGUAACUCAAGUCACAUGGAUGAGGAGGUUCAUGGGCACUGGGGAUGAUGAGCUUGAGCAUGCGGCUUUCCUUGCGUUGUGGCUUAGCUACUUUGUGUUACCAACAAGGUAUUGCCAUGUUGAUAAAGCUGUUUUGCCAAUUGCUGUCCAUCUUUCGAGAGGUAAUAGGAUUGCUCUUGCUCCACCUGUUCUUGCUCACUUGUAUGCUGACUUAACUCUCUUGAAAGACCACACUAGAGACUUCUCUUUCGACGAGAUUGACCUGAGUGCCUUGUUUAAGCUGGUCCAAGUCUGGACAUGGGAGAGACUCAAGGAACUGCAGCCAACACCUAAUCUCCUGGCAAAGGGUGAGCCAAGGUUGGCUCUUUGGGAUAACGUGGGACAGGGAGACAACAAGGAUGUGAGAGAGAUACUACACAAGUCAAAGAUGGAUAGUUUUGAGUGGAGACCAUACACAAAGACUCUGAAAAACUGGCUGCUUCCUAAGUUCUACCCGGAUAGAGAGAUGUGGGUUUCUGUUGGUCCUGAUCUUGAUGAGGAAUUCAUCUCCUUUGCUAGAUGCAUCAAAGUGUCUGACCUUGUUGGAAUUCACAGUGUGGAACACUACUUUCCCAACCGAGUGGCUUCACAGUUUGGUCUGCUUCAGGAUGUUCCUUGUCCUCCUCUUAACAGGAACAAACUCUCCAAAGAGGCAGCUUGGGAUGAGUACGAUAAGCCUAUUGAUGGAUUGACAUUAUUCAUCCCUUCCCGUUCUGCCACUCCUCGUGUUACCCCAACGUUCCAGCGUUCUUUGAAGGAAAAGGGUGUUGUUGAAUCAAGAAACAUCAUAGGUGGUGAUUAUGAUGGUACAUCAUCUGCUUCAGGUUCUAGGAAACGGACACGCAGGGAGAGAGCUUGUACUAUGGAUCAUUGUCAGGCACAUGAGAGUGAUGAAGAAAAUCUUAGCCUCACCAUUGCUCAACUUAGGAGACUUAGUAUUAAAAAGUGUAGUGAUGUAACGUAUGGUGGAGAAGAUGCUUCUGAACCGCUUGGGAAAAAGAGUAGGUUUGAGGCGGAUAACAAUGAUUCAGGCCCUCAUCAAGUGCUUGGUUUGAUAAGAGCUGAUGAAAAUGAAACUGUACCACCACCACCAGAGAUCGAGCAAAGGAAUGAUGGUAAUGAUGAAACUGGUAGCAGAACAGGGAGGAAUAUGGUUGAUGAAAACAACUCUUCAGAUCCUCCUGUUGGUUCUGAUGAUGACAUUCUUGUGUCACCAACGCUAGAGAAAAGACAAACUUGUGAUGAUGAGCUUGAUGUACAUGGAAACAAUGUGGAGAAGAUGACUAUGCCAGAUGAUGGCAACAAGGAGCCAGAGUGUCUGCUCCAUGAAGAUGGUGGAACGGCUGAGGAAAAGGCGAGCUCAGAGAAGAAGGAAGAUGACAGUAUGAUCCAGACAAAGAUUGCAUCAAAUGCAGACGACAAUGAACCAAGUCCUUGUCAAAAUCUUGCUACCGGAGGUUCUGAAUUAAUACCUGAGUCAAACAGUGGUAGCGCUGUAGGUGAUGAAACUCAAGGACAUGACUGCUUGUUUCAUGAUACUGUCCUUGGAAGUGAAGAAACUAUGAAAUCCAGUGAUGAGUUAGAGAAUGUUGGUGGUAGUGACUCAUAUGAAAAGAGAAUCCACAAUGUGAAGGUGCUUGCAUUGUCCAUAGAGGAGCGUAUUAUCAAGGCGCAAAGAAAUGUGGCAUGGUUGAAAGCAAGGAAAGCCACAAAACACAGGGGAGCAGCAGCAGCUCGUUUGAUCUAA
Messenger RNA from Raphanus sativus (radish), 2478 nucleotides. RefSeq lists its product as uncharacterized. Gene Ontology annotation, biological process: meristem maintenance; meristem development. The record is from RefSeq and is a predicted model, not a curated record. The coding region runs from base 1 to 2478 and encodes 825 amino acids. NCBI's taxonomy places the organism in Eukaryota, Viridiplantae, Streptophyta, Magnoliopsida, Brassicales, Brassicaceae. The transcript has a single exon.